UCGGAGACAGGAGGGCGAUGGGGUCCCCCGUCUUGAGCCCGGAUCUAAUAAUGCGUGCGCUUUUUCCCUAGUCGCGAGAGGCUGCGGAAUUGGUAGGAGCUGAAGCUUUUGUCCCCCCAACUGUUCAGGAGAGAGUUGCGGGGUUUGGUGGGUCGGCGAUCCUACUCUUGCUUCCCCCUCCCAACUCCAGCGGGGCCGGGCAGGGGGUUGGGGAGGCGGAUCCGGGAGAGCCAGGACGCCUGGGUUGUCUCCCCAGAGGGAGGGGAGUCUGGAACAGCAGUUUGGACCUGCACCUCUGCCGUCGCGCGCAUAGGGGGAGAGAAUCGCGAUUUUCCAGGUCCAGCUUUUAAGCGAGGGAAGAGAAGUCUAGUGGUUUGAGGUGGAGAGUCGGGAACAGCCUCGGGGGCUCUGCUCGGAGGAGACGCUUGUCGCUAGGAAGUACCGUAAGAGCCUCCGCUUCCAUCCCCGCCAGACUCCAGAAGAGGGAGAAGAACUGGGUGGUCUUGGAGAGCCGAGAGUCUGUUCUAGAUCGGGGGGGGGGGGGAUCCGUUUCAGACCAAGGGCCACAUUCCCUUCGAGACAAUCUUCCCGGGGCCACAUGCAUGUGAUCGGCCUCCAAGUGGGCAGGCACGGUGAAUGCACGGUUUCCUUUUGUGCAGAGGGUUUGGAGUUCAGGGGCAAAUUCCACCCAGGUGGAAACAGAGCAGGACCAGGAUGAGAUGUUGCGCUGGGAGAGUCUCAAGGGCCAGACAGGGUUUGGUCUAUGCUGAGGUGCAGAGUUCGACAGAAAGCUCUGAAGUCUUGAGACUUCCCUGCCAGCUCGCUAAAGCGGCAGAAACUGGUGCUACUCCGAAGGGCUUUGUGGGGAUGAGAAACGGCGUACAGGCUGCAAGGCUCCAUCACCAAGUUCCCCGGGAAUCGUCCGAUGGUGUCUCCUGAGCUGCAAGGGGCAGCCUGACCCUCUCUUCUACCACCUCCUCCCUCAAACGAGCAGCUGGUCAGCUUGCCGGCUCGGCGUUUCGGCAAGUGGGCGGUUUUGGCGGUGCGAGGUGUCUGGUGGGGGCAGCUGUGCUAUGAAUUGGCGUUUAUGGAUUGUCCGCCUUGCCCUGGUCUGCAGCAGCUUCGCUGAAGCAGGUACCCGUGAAGCAGAGCCCCGUGCUGUGAUUGGCCGGACGGGAGAGAGCGCCAUUUUGGGCUGCGACCUACUGAAGCCAGACGAAGCGACUCCUCCCCUCUAUGUUAUUGAGUGGGUGCGUUUUGGCUUCCUCCUCCCCAUCUUUAUCAAAUUCGGCCUAUAUUCCCCACGUGUGGAUCCGGAGUACGUAGGUCGUGUGCGGAUCCAAGAGGGCGCCUCUCUCUGGAUUGAGCAGCUGCGUGCCGAGGACCAGGGCUGGUACGAGUGCCGGGUGCUCUUUCUCGACCGACCCAACAGCGACGACGAGUUCCAAAACGGCACCUGGAUCCACCUCACCGUCAAUUUUCCCCCCACCUUCCAGGAGACCCCGCCAGCUUUCAUAGAAGUGCAAGACCAAAAGUCUCUCACGCUGACCUGCUCUGCAGCGGGAAACCCCCAGCCAGUAGUCACUUGGAAGAGGGACAACCAAGCCAUAGAAGGUGGAGACAAAGUUCAGGUGAAGAAUGGGACCCUUGUCUUUGCCAGUGUGGAGCGGGCCAGCGCUGGGGCCUACACCUGCCACGCCACCAGCGAAGAGGGCGCCAUCACCCACACAACCCGCCUGUUGGUGCAAGGGCCUCCGGUAAUUGUGGUGCCCCCACAGAACGUCACUGUCAACCUUACCCAAGAUGCCUUCUUGGCCUGCCAAGCCGAGGCCUACCCUGCCAACCUCACGUAUAGCUGGUUCCAGGGGAACACAAAUGUUUUUCACCUCAGCCAUCUCCAGUCCCGGAUUCGAGUCUUGGUGGACGGGAGCCUCUUGGUACAGAAAACUGUCCCAGAGGAUUCGGGGCAAUAUACCUGUGUUCCUAGCAAUGGGCUAAGGAGAUCACCUUCUGCCUCAGCGUUCCUCACAGUUCUAUAUCCAGCGCAAGUCAUUGACAUGCCCCCUGAGACUCUCCUGCCAAUAGGGAUGCAAGGCACCAUCAGGUGCCCCAACAAAGCCAAUCCUCCGCUGCUCUUCAUCAACUGGACCAAAGACGGGCAGCCGCUGGAGUUAGGCAAGCUCCCAGGUUGGUCCACAACUCCCGAUGGUGCCAUUGUCAUCGCCACAAGCAACGACAAUGCCGUGGGUCUUUACACAUGCACCCCGUACAACAGCUACGGCAGUGCUGGCUCCUCGGCACCUACGCGCGUUCUCCUGAAGGACCCUCCCGCGUUCAGCCUGCGCCCCAAGGAGGAGUAUUUUCAGGAGGUGGGGCGGGAGCUGCUCAUCCCCUGCACUGCCAGAGGUGAUCCCCUGCCCGUCAUCUCUUGGACAAAGAUGGGCAGCAAGGGCUUAGCCAAUGCCCAGGUAGACAAGAACAACAGCUUGGUCCUGCGCCCACUGACCAAGGAGCAGCAUGGCUUAUGGGAAUGCGCCGCCAACAACGGUGUGGCCCGCAUCAGCACUGCAACCACUGUCUACGUAUUGGGCACCAGCCCCCACACAGUGGCCAACGUCUCGGUGCUGCCUCUCCAACAGGCUGUCAACAUCACCUGGGAGCCAGGCUUUGACGGGGGAUACUUCCAGAGGUUCAGCAUCUGGUAUACGCCGCUGUUGAAACGCUUCAAUCGCCCUCACCACGACUGGGUUUCACUGCCUGUGCCUGUUGGGGCCUCCCACGUCCUGGUGGAGAAUCUGCAACCAGAUACCGGCUACCAGUUCAGCGUUUUGGCCCAGAACAAGCUGGGUAGCGGUCCCUUCAGUGAGAUCGUCACCACCGUGCCACUAGGUUUCCCAACAAACACCAUGCCGCCCAACCCCUCAUCUACGACCUCGCAGAUCUUUCUAUCCCCACCUCAAUCCCUGAUGGCCAACGAGACCACGCGGGGGGUCCUCCUACUGUGGGAGCCCCCAUUCCAAUUCUCUGUGGCUCUAACAGGCUAUACCCUGGAGCUGCGACAAGACCAGGGGGGCUGGGAGGUUCUCGACGGAUCCAUUUCCAGCUCUGAGACGCAGCUCCUGGUGCCUGGGCUAAUCAAGGACGCCUUCUAUGAGUUCCGCCUGGUGGCCUUUGCUGGCAGCUACAUCAGUGACCCCAGCAACACGGUCAAUGUCUCCACAAUAGGCAUGGAGGUGUAUCCCUCCCGCACCCAGCUCCCUGAGCUCCUGCCCCAGCCAGUGUUGGCAGGAGUGAUUGGCGGGGUCUGCUUUCUCAGCACAGCUGUCAUCUUCAGCACAAUGGCGGCUUGCAUCAUGAACCAGAGGCGAGCUGCCCGUCUCCGCAAACGCAGGCAAGAUCCACCAACCGUCUUCUCCCCCAACAAGAAGCUUCUGCCUUCACAAAAUUCUACAGGCACUGCUAGCCCAGACAGCGUUGUGAAGAUGAAAUUCCAGGCCUCCCCGUAUCAGAGCCUUCGCCGCUCCCUGCUGUGGGGGGAGAAAGUCAGCACCAACUUAGGCCUCAACAUCACCAGUGGCAGUGCGAGGAACAGCUCCAGAUACACACUCUACGAGAGCCACGUCGGGGAGCCGCUACCCCUGGAGCGCAUCUGCCGCGGGCCCGACGGCCGCUUUGUGGUGCAGAGCGAAGCACCGCCUCGGGAACGCUUGGCGGCCAUGCUGGAACGCUAUUCCCUGUCCCUGGCUUCUUCGGAGAGCAGCCUGGGCCAGCUGGAGCCUUACCUGCAGGUCUACUCCCCCCCUAGGCCUGAAGAGCCUGUCUGGCAGAAAAGCGUCCCCCUGAGGCCCAAGAGCACCAGCCGGUCCCGCCGCGAAGCCAAGGCCUCCGGCUACCGCCAGGGACGCUACUUCGACUACAGCAGCAGCAGCCCGACGGAGGAGGCCGAGCCCUUGUGCAUUGUCAACGUCAGCCCAGUGGCGACCAUGCCAUACGGGGCUACCAAGCAGCGCGCCCAGACCACCACCCAGAGCCCCGAGGCGCACGUGGACGGGCCCGCCACUGCCGCCUCCUCGUCUUCCUCGCCAACCCCUUCCUCGCCAACCUGCAGUAAGCCCCCGAGCAGCCAAGCCCAUGCAAAUACCUCAGCCCAAAGUGGGAUUCUGCAGUACUUGAGUCUCCCCUUUUUCAAGGAGAUGAAUGUGGAUGGUGACUGGCCUCCAGAGGAAGAGGAGGAGGAGGAGGAAGAAGAAGAAGACGAGGAAGAGGAAGAAGAGCAACCUUCCAAACCAGCCCUCCAUGAGGCUCUGGGCAGCACUGAACUCACUGGGUUGGGGGAUGAGGACAGAACCGUGUGUCCAGCCUACAUGGACACGCAAGCCAAUCUAGACCCUGCUCAGGUACAGGCAUUGGCCAAAUCUCUCCUCAGGCUCCCUCACGCCAACACAGGCCCGGCUAAGGCUGCCUUUCCCGGGACCUCCGUUUGCCCGAGUUACCUCAGUUCCUUUUCAGAAAUGCGCUCACCCAAGGAACCAGGGCCUUGGUUGGAGGUGCUGUCAUCCCCCCAGCCCCCCAUGGACAGCAGGCAGGCAGAGCUUGCCUACACAGCCAUCCCCUCAGAGCCUCACUGGCUCCAUGCAGCGGAGGAGCCCCCAGAGUCUCUGCCCCCCGAGAGACACAAGUCGCCCGUCACCGUUCCCCCGGCAGGGCCACCCGCCGAGAAGCUGCCGAGGGGCAGCCUGACCAGCCAGAGCAGUGGCCGAGGAAGUGUGUCCUUCCUGAGACCUCCCUCGCUGGCGCCGUCGCUGGCAGGCAGCUACCUCAGUUCCCCCUUUGCAGAAAUGACCGGCUGGCAAAGCGGCUCUGCGGGAGAAGAAUGCAGGUUCAAAAAGGACCCUUCGGUGGUUGCCAUCAGUAAAAGGAGGAACACAUCUGUGGACGAGAACUACGAAUGGGACUCUGAGUUCGCCCUGGAGUCUGACCUGCUGGAUGCGCUGCAGCUUUAUCGGAGUGGGAACCCCAAAAGGCCGGUCUCCACCAUCGCGGCACAGGAGUUGGAGAAGCAGAGCUCGAAGACCUCCAGCGAAAGCAGCAGCUCACCCUCGAACUCCCAGUCAGUGGGUGCCUUAGAUGGGUCCAGCUCCCCGGUGCCCUUGCCCAGCCCUGAGGAGCGCUGUGCCGCCCUGCGCGAAGAAUUUAUGGCUUACCGCCGGCGCCGGGAGGCUACUCAGCAACGCCGCCAGAAGCUGGGCUCUGACCGGAAGCCGGGGGAUGAACGGUUCGAGCAGGCCACCUUGUUGUGAGGGGGCCCCAACAGCCUGAGCUGGCCACGUUGCCCACACACACACACACCCCAUGAGAGGGACGGUAUCUCCAUUUUGACCAUGCUCCUGUCGAGAGACAAUGGCCUCCAGAGCUAACCAAGGGAAUUGCGUCCUGCGUGGAACAGCUACUGGCUCCAAAGACAUGGAGGCUGACGUAGGAAGGGGAGGAACUCUGGAGCUUCUUAACCCUGCUGGGAGACGAUAUGUUAAAACUACUGGUGUUUUGAUUUAUUUUAAAGCUGAUGCUGGGGUGGGGUGGAAUUUGGGGGGGAGGUGCUGUUUUGUAAAACGGGACUUUGAAAAGAAAAAACGAAAUCGAACCGAGUCUGGUGUCGUGUUAGUUGUAGAAACUGGAACUGCGAAAAAUGCUAGGGCACAAGAUAAGCUUGACGAACCUCAUGGAGACAGGAAAAAAAUGGUGACUCAAGAGGUUAUGACAGGCAUCCCCAAACUUCGGCCCUCCAGAUGUUUUGGACUACAAUUCCCAUCUUCCCCAGACCACUGGUCCUGUUAGCUAGGGAUCAUGGGAGUUGUGGGCCAAAACAUCUGGGGGGCUGUAGUUUGGGGGUGCCUGGGUUAUGAGCACCUUCAGAAAAGGCCAAAGCACUGGGGGGGGGGCUUUUUAGCUUAGAGAAGAUGAUCCCUGAUGGAUCAGAUCAAGGGGGCCACUUAGUCCAGGAUCCUGUUCUCACAGAGGCCAACCACAUGACCAUGGGAAGCCUAAAAGCAGGGCCCUGAGCAGAACAGCAACACUUUCCCUAUGUUAACAUGGAGAAGUGGUUAGAGUUGCCUUCCUCAUCCCGGUGCCCUCUGGACAUUUGGGCUACAGCUCCCAUCAGUCCCAGAAAGGUAGAAUAGAGGUUUAUGAAAUUUCGAGGCAUGUGGGGAGGAGCGUUACCUGUUAUUGAUUCAACUGGCAGCAGAUUCAGGGCAGACACCUCCCCACAGAGACCCACGCAAACAGCACCCCAUAUUGUAUUGUCACUGGUUUGGAUGGCUUUUAAAAAGCAUUCUACAAGUUGAAAGGGGCCCAAAAUCAGCGUCCUGAGUUACAGGUCAUCAGCCUCAUUGCUCCUUCUGUUUCCGGUGCUCAGAGGUGAGUGUCAAACUGUUAUGUAGCCAAGACUGCACCAUCCAAGCACAGGAGGGUAAGCUGAAAGGAGCCCCAAGGUUGGCAGAAGUUCAAGAAAAAUUGGGGGGGUGGAAUCCCCAUGGAGCUUGGGCUGGAAGUCGCCAAAAAUAGCCCAACGAGGACUGAGCCUACUCAAUUGCCAUGGAAUGCUGUUAUGGGAAGGAACGGAAAACCAGGAUGUAGAGGAGGAAUGGAAUGGAGUAGCUUGGGGGGGGGGAGGCAUGGCUGGCUGCCUGGACCACUAAACUGCAGCAGUCCAUGCUGCAACAAUUUGUUGCGAGAUCCAGAAGUCCUCUUCUCCCCCACCAAUCCAUUACACUGCAUGUGAGGGUGCCCAGUUUAAGCUGGAGAGGAAAAAAAAUGUUUCCUUGACAUUCAAUAUGUGUAUCUUUGGAUCCAUUUCACCAGUGCGCUUGCAAGAGCCUGUAAAACAAAAACCCACAGAAAAGACUGCCCACCAUCUGGCUGGCCUGUUCUUACCUCCCCAUAGCCCCAUAAUCUGCUUUAACCUUGGAUAGGAUGGGAGCUCUCAACUGCUUCCUAUGCAAAGAAGCAGCAGGAGGACCCAUCCUCCAAGGCAGGCUGCCUGGUCUCUGCACAACUCACCUCUCCUUUCAUUCGGAGAGGAACACCUAGGAUGGCAAAGUGUAUGGAAGUGCAACAGGUAGGCCAGGUCCUUCUGAACCUUGGAUGUUCCAGAAAGGAAACUUCAUUGACAGUAGCAGCACUGCAUUCAGGCAGCAGUCUUAAUACAGUCAAUUUGGGUGGGGUGUAGGGAGGAGCCAGGGCUUUAAAAUAACCUCAAAGGGAUCCCAGUGAUAGUUGUUCAAAAACCACAAAAAAAGAAACCUGGAGCCAGUCCUGCGCAUUACCAUCUAGAAGCGCCUCUGUAGCCUUUGAGCAAACAGAUCAGAUGCAUGCUCACUGACCAGGUCUUCAGGAAGCGACUUUGAAUGUUGACGCCUGUCUCCAAAGCAGAGAACUGUGAUGCGCUGCCUAGGGUCGAGUUACAUCCGGUUUCUGAAGCUACCGGUACUUGGGAGUGUUGAACAAGCAAGGAAGAAAAGCAAGAAACAGAAACAAAACAAAAACGCUAGGAGGUCUUUCAGAAAAAUUUAACUAGUUGGUCUUUCAGAAAAAUUUAACUAGUUGGGCAGUCCAGAUCGCUUUGGUGAUUGCUCAUGGGCGGGAUGCAACACACACACAGAGACACACACACUAAGCACAGAGAGUGCCAAAAGGGCUGUCCUUCCUGGUGGGCCCUGCCCCAAUCGGAUUCUGCAUCCCGGUUCCCUGCGAUUACAGUUGUUGAGCUACUGUUCAGAGUGGCUUCCCCACAGACCAUCCAGGGUUAAAAAGGAGGUUGAUGACCCUGCGCUGAAAAAAUCCUCACCAGCUUCCUUUUUCCCCAAAUUUGGCCUUUCUCUUGCAAGUCACAUGGCCCCAAGGGGCUGAAUUCAAGGGAAGAGUCCCUGCAGGAACGCAGUUGGAGGGAAGGGCAACAGCAAGCACAGUGUCGUAAUGCAAGCAGGAAGGAGCAGGGAGACAGACGAUUGUGUACGCAGGGCGUUCUGCUUAUGAUGAACCAAGGGAGCAAGCCGGUGAAUUAUUCCAAGGCAGCUAGGGAUGGGCAAAUCUCUCCCAUUCUGGUUUCCUUUCCAUUUCUUCUUACAUUGUUAAUUCCAGUCCUCCACAUUUCUACAUCAGUUUGCAAAUUCUUUUUGAAUCCCCAUGAAAAUUUGUCAGCAUUGUGAUUGAUCUCUAAAAUGCACAUUUUGCGUGCAGUAUACACAUUUUAGCAAGCGAUCCUUGUGCAUUCACUGUGUUUUUGUGCACAUUUCAACCAGUACGUGCAUUUUUGCACCCAUUACUUGGUUGGAA
Zootoca vivipara (common lizard) is the source of this 8334-nucleotide messenger RNA. Lineage: Eukaryota; Metazoa; Chordata; Lepidosauria; Squamata; Lacertidae. The record is from RefSeq and is a predicted model, not a curated record.